Molecule: messenger RNA, 1375 nt
Organism: Orussus abietinus
Lineage: Eukaryota; Metazoa; Arthropoda; Insecta; Hymenoptera; Orussidae
Gene: Nipsnap
Product: protein NipSnap
Exons: 6
Coding region: 205-1056 (283 amino acids)
Cellular component (GO): mitochondrion
Source: RefSeq, a predicted model, not a curated record
GCUCGUCUCAGAACACUUCAAGGUCUAACAAUGGGAUAUUGUUAAUUUCUUCCCGUUCUUUGCUGAGUUGCAUGUCGUCCAUCUACAGCAUUCUUCAUAUUGGAAUUUACUGGUUUUCUACGAUAUUCAACGUUUUGGCUCGACUGUACUAUAAUUCACGGGGUUAGAGUUGGCAACACUGGCGCGGGGAUAUCCAAUAGGAAAAUGGCCGUCGUUCUGGGAAGAAAACACCGAGCCUUGCUACGGACCAUCGGCAAGGCGAAUUCACCCGGCUUCACCCCCACUCGACUCGUGGCCAAGUCUUCGGAGCGUCAGGAUAUCGGCAAGAGAUGGCUGUGCAAACUGUUGGUAAGGAAACUCGAACCGACGAAAGAGUCCCACUCACGGAUGCUCUCGGACAAGGGAAUCAUUUACGCGCUAAGCACGCACAAUAUACGUCCAGACUCUGUCGACAAGUACCUGGCGAAUUACGAGCAAUACGUGAAUCUAAUUCACUCGAAGAAACCUGAAUUGAACUGUGAGCUGAUCGGGUCAUGGAUGGUAGAAGUUGGAGAUCUUGACCAAGCGUUUCAUUUAUGGCAAUAUACCGGUGGCUUCGAGCCCAUCGACCGUGCACAGGCCGUGCUUGGAAAAGAUGAGUCUCACCAGAAAUUGGUCAAGGAGCAAGGGAAUUACUUGAGGUCUCGGCAUUUGCAACACCUAUUGGCAUUUAGUUAUUGGCCUCAGCCGAAAAGUAGAAGUGGCUCGAAUAAGUACGAAAUUCGUAGUUACACUCUGAAGCCAGGUACGAUGAUAGAAUGGGGUAACAAUUGGGCAAGAGCUAUAAAUUAUAGACGUAACAACGACGAAGCCUUUGCCGGUUUCUUUUCACAAAUCGGACGACUCUAUAAUGUACAUCAUAUUUGGUGUUUCAAAGAUCUUCAGGCUCGAAAAGAGAUUCGAGAAAACGCUUGGAGAACGCCUGGCUGGGAUAAAUGCGUGGAAUACACUGUACCAUUAAUACGUGAGAUGCAUUCUCAUAUAUUGAAUCCUACUUCUUUCUCUCCCACAAAGUAACGUUUCUCUGUGAGAAAUCACUUUGCAUUUGUAUCAUAUAAGUAUGCUAUUGUAAUACUGUAAUACUAUUGUAAAAAAAAAAACAUUUACCAUUAUACUGUAUAUCUAGUAAGUGCAGAAUGCAAAGUCCUAGAGAGACGAAAGUUUGAUCGAGCGAAUGUGUACAUACAUGUCUGGUCGUAUGCAAGAAAAAGAAAGAUACGAUUAAUCAGUUUUUGAUUUAAUUUUAUCAGGAAUGAGAUCAAAUUAUUAUGAUUUGUAGGGAAUUUGUCAACCAAAGCACAACAUGAAUGAAAAUAUAAAUAGAGAUCUCUAUGAA